This is a messenger RNA of Rana temporaria (common frog), 4985 nucleotides long. RefSeq names its product patched domain containing 1 (gene PTCHD1). The record is from RefSeq and is a predicted model, not a curated record. The transcript is spliced from 3 exons. Bases 1039 to 3783 code for a protein of 914 amino acids. Lineage: Eukaryota; Metazoa; Chordata; Amphibia; Anura; Ranidae. Gene Ontology annotation, cellular component: synapse; plasma membrane. Gene Ontology annotation, biological process: chemical synaptic transmission; cognition.
GGCAAGUCUGCUGUGUCCCCCUUGCAUGUGACAGCCUGUGCUGUCUGAUGGUUUCAGGCAUGAUCAUGCGUAUGACUGCCGAAUCCCAGCCUAGGAAGAUCUCGCUCCAAUACUCCAAGUGGAUGUUGCAGCUGCAACAAGAGAGAAACCGUGAGAUUUGGGAAUAGCCUAGACGUUUUCUGGCUGCAAGGAUUUGUGUUUGUUUAUUUCUUUCUUUUGCAGUCUUCUCCAGUGAUGUGUUGACAGUCUAAACAAUCGCCUGAGACCAAUGAAAUACACAAAACUGUAUCUCUGCGAUGAUCAGCCUUCUAUAACAAGCAUGGGAUCCGACAAUUGCCAUCUGUGGCUGAGACCUCAUCAAAGUAGUGUUGGGGAUUUCGAGCAAGAGGUGGUGGAAGAAGAGCACUGCAACUUUUGAAAUCAUCAACAAAAAAUCAAAACAAUUCAUCCUUUUUUUAUUGGAAUUCUACCUCCUGUCAUAGAGGAACGCAGCAAUGGGACUUACCUAAAGUGGAUUUCUGCUUCUUUAUGAUCUUGUCUUUUUUUUUCUGCUUUAACUGCCUUUCACCAUUUCUUCUUCUGGAUCCACAAUGGUUAAGUAAACAGAAUGCUCAGUGAUCCCAACCAUGUCCAGGGCAGUAAGGGUGGACUUCCUUCAUAGCCUGAAGCCUUCAGUCCUCACCAUGGCCAAUUAAAAGUCCAUCCAUCCUGAGAGUAUAUACAGCAGUGGAUGUGUCUGUUCAUACCCAACUUCCAAGAUUGUUUUUUUUUUGGAAGGACUAAUUAGUCCCUGUAGCCUAAAUGACUCUGAUGAGCGAUGCAUUCGGGUGCUGGGAGGCAAGAAGCUCACCAUGUUAGAGUUGAACCAAACUACACUACUUUGCACAGAUUUUUUGCCUUAGAGAGAAAUAAGGGUAUUUUUUUAUUUAUUUUUUCUCUUGCUGCUUAAUCAUUUGGGGAAGUCGGCACAGUUGAGUAGUCUAAGCCUUUGUUUAUUGUUUUUGUUUUUUGAGCAUCUCCUUAUGUGUGUGGUCCCUGAUGGUCCUAGCCAGGCUCUGGGAGAGCCUGACAUCUCAGCCUGUGCCUCUCCCCCUCCUUGGCUCCCUCUGCACUAGGAUGUUGCGGAAGGUUCUGCACAGGGGGCUGAGAACGUGCUUUUCAAGACUCGGGUUUUUUAUCGCCAGCCAUCCAGUGUUUUUUGUGUCAGCUCCAGUGCUCAUCUCCAUUUUGCUGGGGGCCAGCUUCAGUAGAUACAAGGUGGAGGAGAACAUUGAGUAUCUGCUAGCUCCUAAGCACAGCCUAGCCAAGAUAGAGAGGAACCUGGUGGAUAGUCUCUUCCCAGUCAACCGUUCAAAGCACCGUCUUUAUUCUGAUCUUCAGACGCCUGGGAGGUACGGCAGAGUCAUCAUAACUUCAUCCAGGAGAGCAAACAUGUUGGACCAACAUCACACGGAUCUCAUCCUAAAGUUGCACUCUGCAGUGAAAAGAAUUCAAGUCCACCGUCCAGGGUUUAAUUAUACAUUUGCUCACAUUUGCAUGUUGAGCAAUGAGAAGACUUGCAUAGUGGAUGAUAUAGUACAUAUUUUGGAGGAACUUAAGGCAUCUCGGUCCCUUAAUCGAACAAACUUUAUCAUCACCUAUCCCAUCACACAGUUAAAGGAUGGCAGAGAAGUGUACAAUGGGCACCAAUUGGGAGGUGUCACCGUGCACAGCAAAGAUCGGGUUAAGUCUGCUGAAGCAAUUCAGCUCACAUACUAUCUGCAGGCAAUCAACUCCCUCAAUGAACUGGUGGCUGAAAAGUGGGAAUCCAUUUUCUGUGAAACCGUAGAAAGCUUUCAGAAAUUAAACAUAGAGGUCAAAAUGUACCCUUUCACGUCUUCAUCUCUAGGAGAAGAUUUUCAGAAAACCAGCAGGGUUGCAGAACGUUACCUGAUUACAAGUCUUAUGUUAGUCGUCUCACUGGCCAUCUUGUGCUGCUCCAUGCAAGACUGUGUCCGAAGUAAGCCAUGGCUUGGUCUGCUUGGGCUGGUGACCAUCUCUUUAUCUACACUCACCGCUGCUGGAAUCAUCAAUCUCACUGGAGGAAAAUACAAUUCCACUUUCUUGGGUAUUCCAUUUAUCAUGCUAGGUCAUGGAUUAUAUGGAACAUUUGAAAUGCUGUCAUCUUGGAGGAAGACUAGAGAAGACCAACAUGUAAAAGAAAGGACAGCAGUUGUGUAUGCAGACACCAUGAUUUCCUUCUCUCUCACCACUGCCAUGUAUCUUGUUACCUUUGGGAUUGGUGCCAGUCCCUUCACAAACAUCGAAGCUGCAAGGAUAUUUUGCCGCAAUUCAUGUAUAGCAAUCUUCUUUAACUACCUCUACAUAAUAUCAUUCUAUGGCUCUAGCCUUGUGUUUACUGGGUACAUUGAAAACAAUUACCAGCAUAGUAUUUUUUGCAGGAAGGUGCCAAAGCCUGAAAUUCUACAGGUCAAAUCAUUGUGGUACAGGUUUCUUAUGACUGCAAGAUUUAGUGAAGACACAACAGACUCUGAAGAAACAAACUCCUAUGAAAGUCACCUUUUGGUUUGCUUCCUUAGACGAUAUUACUGUGACUGGAUAACAAAUACAUAUGUAAAACCUUUUGUAGUUCUCUUUUACCUUGUUUAUAUUUCCUUUGCCUUAAUGGGCUACUUGCAGGUCAAUGAAGGGUCUGACCUGAGUAACAUAGUUGCAACUGAGACACGGACCAUUACAUACACUGCAAUCCAGCAAAAGUAUUUCAGUAACUACAGCCCAGUUAUUGGCUUCUACAUCUAUGAAUCUAUAGAAUACUGGAAUACAAGUGUCCAGGAGGAUGUUCUUGAAUACACCAAGGGAUUUGUAAGAAUAUCAUGGUUUGAGAGCUACUUAAACUAUCUCAGAAAACUUAAUAUAUCUACUGGAUUACCCAAAAAGAAUUUCACUGACAUAUUGAGAUACUCUUUUCUGAAAAACCCAAGGUAUGCAUAUUUUUCAGAAGACAUUAUCAUACCCAAGAAAUACAACAACGAAGUAGAUGUUGUGGCCUCUAGGAUGUUUCUGAUUGCAAAGACAAUGGAAACAAACAGGGAAGAACUCUAUGAUCUUCUUGAAACUUUAAGGAAACUUUCUCUUACAUCCAAAGUAAAAUUCAUUGUCUUCAAUCCCUCCUUUGUCUACAUGGACCGAUAUGCUUCUUCAAUUGGAGCUCCAUUACAAAACUCCUGUAUAAGUGCUUUGUUCCUACUGUUUUUUUCAUCAUUUCUUGUUGCCAGCUCUAUCAUCAAUAUUUGGAUAACACUAACUGUGGCCUCUGUAGCAUUUGGAGUAAUCGGUUUCAUGACAUUAUGGAAGGUUGAGUUAGACUGCAUAUCUGUACUUUGCCUAAUCUAUGGGAUUAACUACACCAUAGACAACUGUGCACCACUAAUAUCAACAUUUAUCUUGGGUAAAGAAUUUACUAGGACUAAAUGGGUGAAAAAUUCAUUAGAAUUGCAUGGGGUAGCCAUUUUACAGAGCUACCUCUGUUACACUGUUGGUCUGAUCCCUCUUGCAGCUGUGCCUUCAAAUCUGACCCGUACACUGUUCAGGUGCUUGUUUUUGAUAGCAUUUGUCACAUUCUUUCACUGCUUUGCAAUUUUGCCAGUUAUGCUGACUUUUGUUCCACCCUCAAAGAAGAAGAGGAAAGAAAAGAAAACCCAGGAAAACCGUGAAGAGAUAGAAUGUGUUGAAAUGGUGGACCUAGACAGCACUAGAGUGGUUGACCAAAUAACAACUGUUUGAUUUUUUUUAAUUUUUUUUGCAUUUUCUAAGUUUCACCCUAGGUCUUACUAAGGGAAUGUUUUGAUGGAACUUCUUUGAGACACAAUUAUCCAAUACAACCCAUUCAAUGGAUGAUACAAAAAAAAAGAACUUUUAGCCUCAGUACAAAGAAAAGAUAAACAUAAAGCUGAAUUACAGUGGUUUAGGAAUUGGUUAUAUGGUGGUAGAAUAUUCCAAAUGUUAGAUAAAUCUUAGAACAGUUUAUUAUUUUGGUUCAAAUGUUCAUAUGUUUAGAUAAAAAAAAAAACAGUGCCCUCUCUCACUCACGUGUACACAUCCUACCACCUUCCUCUACCCACUCUCUUGGUUGAGCCUUCUCUCUCUCCCUUCCCCACUUCUAUUUCUCUCUUAUAUCCUCAUUUUCGUUAUAUGUUUUCUCUCCACUAAUCCCUGGAGCUGAUUCAUAAAGGAACUGUUGGCCUAUAGCUACAAGCCCAGUUUCAGCUAUUUUCUAUCAAAUGGGUAAUCUAACUUGAUGGACAACUUAAUUGCUUGUCCCCAAGCUAUUUAUCCAUCCUUCCUCCCUUUCUCGUUCUUUUUCUCUUUCUCUUUCUCACUUCCAACACAAGCACAUAUAAACAAGUGGUUUCAAUUGCUUACACACUGUAAAAGAAAAUCGCUUUGACACAUUUUGUCCAACUCUCUGUUUUAUAUUCUUUUAGAGUAAAGUCAAUAAAUAGAAUUAAAAUGAGACUGCAACAUUCUUAAAGUAAUUUGUAUUAAUUGUUUAAGCAGGAAAUGCUAUUUCAAUGCUGCUCAUAAGGCUGUUACUGUUGCUGAGUCCAAACGCCUACAAAGGUCAGCUGUUCAUAAAGAGUUAGUUCAAUGUUCUCAUACACAUUCCAGCAUUUUUGUAGAUUUAUAGAUCUUAGCUUAUCCCUUUACUACAUAAAUCCGCUUUUCGAGCCUUGUGUUUAAAUUUUGCUUUUUUUAAGCUGUUAUAUAUAUUUUUUGAUAUAAAACAAAAUAUGCAGCAUUGUAGUGUCGAUUAAAACACAUUAUUAAAUAAAAACUGCAUUGUAGUAUUAUUGUACAGCACGCACAUUUAUAAGUUAGGACAGUUUAUGGCAAAUCUUUGUAACUUAAAGUGGAGAUCCAACCACAAUUAGUAUUUUUUAAAUGUAUGUCCUUUCAUCAUGCGUUUUUAUAAUAUAAAUCCGGUC